Plenodomus lingam JN3 is the source of this 1263-nucleotide messenger RNA. RefSeq lists its product as uncharacterized. NCBI's taxonomy places the organism in Eukaryota, Fungi, Ascomycota, Dothideomycetes, Pleosporales, Leptosphaeriaceae. The record is from RefSeq and is a predicted model, not a curated record. Gene Ontology annotation, molecular function: oxidoreductase activity.
AUGCGGGCCACACUCUUGUCUGCCGCGUGGCUUGCAACAGCUGCAAGUGCCAGCGCCAUUCCUGCGUUUGAGGAAACUUCUCCUGUGCUCUCAUUCGACAAGAGAGAUGACAUUUCGCUUGGUACCAUGGGAGGAAAGAUCCUACAAGCUGAUGUCUACGCCGGUCUUGCUGCCAUCAAUCAGCAAAUCUUCCAGGCCACACAAAAGCCCACUCAGUGGAAGACGUGCAAUCCUCUGAAUAUCAUUGUGCGACGCGAAUGGGCUACUUUUUCGACUUCUGAGAAGCAAAAUUACAUCUCUGCGAUCAAGUGCAUGAGCAAGUUGCCUUCCAAGACUCCUGCGUCUGUGUGUCCUGGCUGCAAGAAUCGGUAUGAUGACUUUGUUGCGACACACAUUCAGCAAACCUUCUCCAUCCACAAUACUGGUAACUUCCUUGCGUGGCACCGCUACUUCACCCAUGCGUAUGAGCAGACUCUCCGAAAAGAGUGUGGGUACAAAGGCUAUCAGCCCUACUACAACUGGCCACGAUGGGCCGACGACCCGAUGAAGUCGCCUGUGUUUGACGGUUCCGCUACGUCGAUUGGUGGCAAUGGUGUCGCUGGAUGUACGAACCAAACCUUCUAUGGGAUCCCGACCAACGAAGCACCUAUGAUCAAGAUCCCAAAGGGCAAAGGUGGCGGCUGUGUAGCCUCUGGCCCCUUGAAGGAUUGGCCAGUGAAUCUCGGCCCCGUCUUCACUGACUUGACCUGCACACCUGCGAACCCCGUCAGCGACUUUAUGGAUCCCAAAAUCGGUCUCGGACACAACCCACGUUGUCUUAAACGCGAUAUUUCCUCGUGGACGUCGAGCCAAUGGACCGAUGAUGCCUCUGUCGUCAAGCUGCUCAAUAGCAAGGACAUCCAGACCUUUUGGAGCGACAUGCAAGGCGGCGUUCCCUCUUUCGAGAACAACUUCAUGGGCGUGCACACGGCCGGCCAUUUUACGGUUGGUGGCGACCCAGGCUCCGACUUCUUCACCUCCCCUGGAGACCCUUACUUCUUCUUUCAUCAUGCGCAAAUCGACCGUGUGUGGUGGACAUGGCAGAAUCUCAACCCCUCGGAGCGUACCAACGCCAUCUACGGGACGAUUGCUAUUUCCGACCCAACGGCACCCGCCACGAAGCUUAGUGACACCAUAUCUUUGGGCUAUGCCUAUGCUGGGAACAUCACAAUUGAGUCUGCAAUGAGCACCAUGGGUGGACCAUUCUGUUACACAUACAUUUAG